UAUUCUAUUGGCGAUGAAAGGAAAAGAAAAAAGGAGAAAUAUGUAAUGUGGGAAUCCAAGAGAGAGAAUACAAACUUUAUUACUUGAAGAAGCGAAGGAAGAUGUUGCGAAUCGUUUCGAAUUCGUAUGCAAUCAAGUGUUCAAGUUUUAUAUAUAGAUAUCAUCUUAAGAGAGAGCGAUGCAAUAGAGGAGAAUCAAUGGAUUUCUUCGACACAAUGCAAAUCCCUUACAAAACGGUGAUAAAAGAGGAAUGGAAGAAUCUGAAUCAAGAAUUGAUCGACAAGACGAGAAUCGUGUUUCCAAUGACGACCAGCGGAGACACGGCGUUGCAUCUCGCCGUGUACAGCGGAGAAGAAGAGCCGACGAGAGCUCUACUGGCGACGAUGUCGGAGAUAGAUGAAGAAUUCUGGAAGAACAGAGCCGGAAAUACGCCGUUGCACGAAGCCGCCGCCGUCGGGAAUCUGGCCGCCGUCAAGCUUCUGGUGGAGUACAACAAAACGGAUCUGUUGGCGAUGAACAUUUACGGCGAAACGCCUCUGUUCAGAGCGGCCAGAUUCGGACACCUUCACAUCGUCGAGUACUUUCUGGAAGAUUGUGAAGAUUUCUUUUCUCGAUCGCCGAUAAAUUGGACCACAGGGAAGCAAAUGCCGAUCAUUCACGCGGCUAUUCAGAGCGAGAAAUUCGAUGUGGUUUUGAGAUUGGUUGAUUUCGAAAAAUCACUGUUGGAGAUGAAGGAUCCAGAAGACAAAACAGCUCUUCAUGUGCUCGCAAACAUGCCGCUCGCUUUUCGAAGUGGAUCCCCCCUAAAAUUCGUCGAAUCAAUUAUCUAUAAAGUGCUUCCUAGUGAUGACAUUUACAAAUAUAAUUUUUCAAAUUUUGGGUCUUCCGACAAAGACGAAUCUGAAGGCUCUAGUGCUACGAAAAACAAGAAGAACGAAGAUUUAGAAGCACAACGUAGUUCUGAUCGUGGACUUAAUUUUUGCCAUUCAAAUUGCUGGAAAUAUUUUGUACACUUUUUGACGUGCUAUUUCUGGAGAUUCAUCUUUCAAGGGUGGCCGCAAUGGAAACAAUUGUACCUGAAAAAGCGGGACCACAAAUUGGCUGUAACCAUCACCAAGAUGCUUGCUCAGAUCGAUUAUUCAUGGCUCAACACCAAACCGACGCCGGAGAACAAUGAAGUCGACUCCACCGGCGUCCACCUCCAGAUCGACGGCAAAGACUUCCCCACAGACACUAACCAAAGGCCGGAGGACGACAAAUCGGAAACUAAAGACAUCGAGUACGACGAUCACCACGAAACUCCGCUCCUCCUCGCCGCCGCCAACGGAAUCAUCGAG
Messenger RNA from Momordica charantia (bitter melon), 1337 nucleotides. RefSeq lists its product as uncharacterized. Gene Ontology annotation, molecular function: protein binding. Gene Ontology annotation, cellular component: membrane. Lineage: Eukaryota; Viridiplantae; Streptophyta; Magnoliopsida; Cucurbitales; Cucurbitaceae. The record is from RefSeq and is a predicted model, not a curated record.